CUUCGUUGAGCCACUCUGGGAUUCUUUUUCUCUUCCUCUUAUCCCGAAACGAGACGUUUUUCACGUAGCUUCGCCAUGUACGCAUUGAUACUCCUCUCCUGCCUGAUAGCAGCCAGCCAGGCCCAAUACCCAGGCGCAUACCCGGGCGCGCCAUCACCGGCCCACUACGCCUCGCCCACGGCACCAUCAGCACCCGUGGGCCGAGACGGCGUCGUGGUCGACACGCCCGAGGUGGCCGAGGCCAAGGUUGCGCACUUUGCGGAGUUUGCUCGCGCGGCCGCCCGAGCUGCCGAGGACAAGAGCAAUGACAACGGCGCAUACGUGCCCCAGUACCAGCCGGCCGCCCCAGCCCGCCAGCCCGCGUUCGCCCCCUAUCCAGGACCCCCAGCCCCAUCCUUCGCCAGGGCCAGCUACCCUGGUGCCCCAACUGCUUACCACCCUCAGCCCGCCCCGCCCCCUUCCUACCACCAGCCUGCCCACUUUGCCCCCGAGCCAAAGGGCUUCCCGGUCCCAACCGGACCUAAGGCUCCCUUCGUGCCCGCACCCCUCGCCGAGGAUGGCACUGUCUUGGACACGCCUGAGGUUGCGGCGCUGAAAGCUGCCAGGCUCCAGGAGCUCGCAGCUGCCGAGGCUAGGGCAUACAAGUACGGAGCCGACGAGUAUGCAGCUGAGGGACAAGGCCAAUACCAUUCGGCACCAUCGCCAGCACAGUACCAAUCACCACAAGCAGCUUACCCUGGAGCACCCCAAUCCUUUGCUCCAGCCGCUCGUGCCUACCAGCCAGGUGCUCCCAUCUACCAGCCACAGCCCCAGGCCAGUUACCCUGGCCCACCCCAGAGCUACCAGUCGCAAUACUAA
This is a messenger RNA of Copidosoma floridanum, 858 nucleotides long. RefSeq lists its product as uncharacterized. Lineage: Eukaryota; Metazoa; Arthropoda; Insecta; Hymenoptera; Encyrtidae. The record is from RefSeq and is a predicted model, not a curated record.